CCGCUUGCGAUCGCGCACCGGGGCUACUGUGCUGUAGCCCCAGAGAACUCACUGCUGGCGUUCCGCAAGGCCGUGGAGGUCGGUGCCCAUGCGAUCGAGACCGACCUGCACCUGUCAAAGGACGGCGUCGUAGUUCUCACCCACGACGCCUCUUUGAAGCGGACCUUUGGGCUCGACUCCAACGUGGCGGACCAUGACUGGAGCGUCCUGAGCACCCUGCGGUCUAUCAAGGAGCCGCACGAGCCCAUGAUCCGGCUGGUCGACCUGCUAGAGUACCUCACCACGCCCGGUCUGGAGCACAUCUGGAUCAUGCUCGACAUCAAGCGCGAUGAUGACGCGGAGGACCUUAUGCGCAGGACGGCCGCUGCGAUCGCCUCGGUCCCGUCCAAGCAUGGGUGGAGCGACCGCAUCCUGCUCUGCUGCUGGACAGCAGUCUACAUCCGACUGUCCCGCAAGUACUUGCCGGCCUUCCCGCUGGCAAACGUCACGUGGUCGCCCUUUUAUGCCGGGGCCGUCGCGGAGGCCGUGCCGGACGCGGCGCUGAGCGUCCACCGCCUGGCCCUCUACAGCCCCUUUGGCCAGCUGCUCAUGCGCCGCGUGCGCCGCUCGGGGAACCACCCGCUGUACAGCUGGACGAUCAACGAGGAGAGCUGGAUGGAGUGGGCGAUCCGCAGGCGGCUCGACGGCAUCAUCACCGACGAUCCGAAGCUCUACCUCGAGGUCUGCAAGCGGUAUCGGCGAGAGAGCGGGCUCCAGCGCGCGCGCCGGCGCUGGAGCCUGCACAACACCCGCCAGGCACUGCACGCGUGGUUCGAGGUGCUGUACUUCAUCUGGGCGUUCUUCGUGGGCGGGCUCGUCGCCUUCAAGAAGGCUUUCAACCCUCGACUGGUCUCGGGGGAGCUGGGUGGCGACAGCUAG
Messenger RNA from Microdochium trichocladiopsis, 918 nucleotides. Its product is annotated as PLC-like phosphodiesterase. Gene Ontology annotation, molecular function: phosphoric diester hydrolase activity. The transcript has a single exon. The annotation marks the transcript as partial. Gene Ontology annotation, biological process: lipid metabolic process. The record is from RefSeq and is a predicted model, not a curated record. NCBI's taxonomy places the organism in Eukaryota, Fungi, Ascomycota, Sordariomycetes, Xylariales, Microdochiaceae.